This is a messenger RNA of Phytophthora infestans T30-4, 2235 nucleotides long. RefSeq names its product serine protease family S09A, putative. NCBI's taxonomy places the organism in Eukaryota, Oomycota, Peronosporomycetes, Peronosporales, Peronosporaceae. Gene Ontology annotation, molecular function: serine-type endopeptidase activity. Gene Ontology annotation, biological process: proteolysis. The transcript has a single exon. The coding region runs from base 1 to 2235 and encodes 744 amino acids. The record is from RefSeq and is a predicted model, not a curated record.
AUGAGCAGGCAGAGUGCGCUGCAUCUUACCGUGGGGGUUGGCGCGGCCGCGGCACUGUACAUAGUGCGUCUUCGUCGCGCAGCCUACUCGAAGCUGGCGCGGAGUGUGAGACCACCCGUUCUAGAAAAGCGUCCCAAGAUGGUCCCUUUUGGCGCUGUCACGGGCCAGAAUCGCGGCUCGAACCCAAUGAAGCCUAUCUUGUAUCUGGAAGACCCGUACUUUUACGUCCGCGAUGACUCGCGCAAGAACGAGGAGGUGCUAGAACAUCUCCGUAAGGAGAAUGAGUAUACGGACGUCAAGACGAACCACCUAGCUGACGUGCGCUCCAACAUCUACGACGAGUUGCUGUCGCACGUCCAGGAGACAGACGAAGAUUACCCGUACCCGCAUGGGCCUUACUUGUACUACAACCGAACGGUUAAGGGAAGUAGCUACGCAUACCAUUGCCGUAAGGCCAAGGUGGAGAACGCACCGGAAGAGUUGCUGCUGGAUGAAAACGCGAUCGCCGAGGGACACAAUCAUUGCCAAGUGGCAAGUGUAUCCCCCAGUCCCGACCACCGCUAUAUAGCGUACAUGGUGGACUUUAGUGGCUACGAAACGUACACAGGUUUUGUGGAGGAUCUUCAGACUGGAGAGUUACUGCCGGACCGGAUCGAGAAUAUUUCGAGCUUGCGCUGGGGACAAGAUGCCUCUGUUCUCUAUUACGCCACCCAGGACGAGGCUCACCGUCAGAAUAAGCUGUGGCGCCACAACAUGGGCAGCAAUGGCGCAGAUGAACUUCUUUACACGGAAGACGAUGAAAUCUACAGCGCCUACUUCCAGAAAGCUCGCAGUGGGAAGUAUAUGUUUUUGUUUUCAUCCAGCAGUGAAACCAGUGAGGUGUCUUUCAUAGAUUUGGAUAGCCCGUCUAAGCCACCUCAAGUGAUCUCGAAGCGACAAAAGGGAUUGAUCUACUCCGUAGACCACUUUGCCGACAGCUUCUACAUCGUGACGAACAAGGACAAAGCUACCAAUUUCAAGCUGAUGAAAGCGCCUGUUACAUCGCCUUCGCCUAAAUACUGGGUAGACGUGUUCCCCUACGAUGAAAACAUCAAGGUGGAUGACGUCGACUGCUUCAAGGAGUUUAUGGUAAUGGAGGGUCGACAGGGGGGCUACUCGCAGAUUUGGAUCAUUAUGCCCGAGGGGGGCGGCAAGCAUGCUAGCCAUCAGAUCACCUUUAAGGAAUCCAGCUACACUGUUUCUGGCUCUGUCAACCGUGACUUUGACACAGACAAGUAUCGCUUCGUUUACUCGUCGAUGACUACCCCUUGGACAACAUUUGACUACGACAUCAACACCCGAGAGUCUAAGCUGUUAAAGGAGAAGCCUGUACCGAACUAUGACCGCUCUUUUUACAAAACUGAGCGCCUGGAAGCAAAGGCAAGCGACGGGACAAUGGUACCAAUUUCACUAGUGUACCGUUCUGACCUACGCUCGCAAAAUCGCCAGCCACUGCACCUGUACGGUUACGGCUCGUACGAAAUCCCGAUCGAUCCGAGCUUCGUCUCUUCCAUCCUGCCGCUGCUGGACCGCGGUGUGAUUUACGCGAUCGCACAUAUCCGAGGCGGUGGUGAAAUGGGCCGAACUUGGUACGAGGACGCGAAGUACAAGAAGAAAAUUAACACCUUCACGGACUUUAUCAGCUGCGCUGAGCAUCUGGUUAACGCUGGAUAUACGAGUCCCAGCAAGAUGACUUGCGAAGGCCGCAGCGCUGGUGGAUUGCUUAUGGGCGCCGUGUUGAAUAUGCGCCCAGACCUUUUCACUGCUGCCAUCGCCGGUGUGCCAUUCGUGGAUGUGAUGAAUACUAUGAGUGACGCCUCCAUUCCGCUGACGACUGGAGAAUGGGAGGAGUGGGGAAACCCGAAUGAAAAAGCGUAUUUUGAGUACAUGCUCAGCUACUCACCCUAUGAAAAUGUGAAGCAGCAAGCGUACCCGAACAUUUUGGUCACGAGUGGGCUGUUCGAUCCACGUGUGGCAUACUGGGAGCCCACAAAAUGGGUCGCAAAGCUGCGUGAUAUGAAGAGUGAUCAAAACGAGGUACUAUUGAAGAUGGACUUAUCAUCGGGUCAUUUCAGUGCUAGUGACAGGUACCACUACCUCAAGGAAAAGGCGUUCGACAUGGCUUACUUGCUCGAUCAACUGAAGGCGAUCAAGGAGGAUGACAUGAAGGCGCCCAAACCUUCUGCGAAACUGUAA